GCACUCACCGCCUUCCUGGUGGACGGGCUCCUGGUGGCUGUGCUGCUGCUGUGAGCGGGCCCCUGCUCCUCCAUGCCCCCAGCUCUCCGGCUGGGUGGGCUUGGCCAUGGUCAGCGUGAACGCGCCCCUCGGGGCUCCAGUGGAGAGUUCUUACGGUGUCACCGAGGCCCUCCAACCUGCCCUUCCAGCCAGCAGUGGAGGACAGGCUCCCAGGCCUCCCAAGUCUCAGGCUUUUCUUCCUCUGCCCUCACUCUCUGCCUUCUACAUCAAGACUUUACUUCCCCAGAUUGAUUGGCAGCCCUUGAAAAUGUCUGCACAGAAGGCAAUGAGGGCUGGAGGGAGUGAGAAGAACAGAGUGCACCAUGAGCUUCAGACAGCCAGGACCAGCUGUGUAAUUUUCAGGGCCCCGUCCAAAACAAAAAUGCACAAUCCCUUGUUCAAAAGUCAUGAUGAAUUUUAGGACAACCACAGCAGAGCACUGAACCAGGAACCAGGACUUUCUAAGGGUUGGGUUGCCUGUGACUGCACUGGCGAUACCCCCACAAAGCCCACUCUGAAGGUAGGAGACGGGUGGAGAGAAACAGGGGGAUGGCAAGGGGGAUACGAAACAGGGAGAGGGAGGAGGGGGAAGAGGAUGGACGUCUACCAGGCCCCACUUGGUGCUUGAUUUAUGCCAUCUCAUUUCCUUCUCAAACCACCCUUUGAAGUUGAUUGUACAUUUUACAGAAAAGGAAACUGAGGCUCGGAGAGGAGAAUCAUUUACCCAAGGUCCCAGUUAGUAGACGGUAGGUGCCUGAAUGUAAAUCCAGGUCUCUGCCUGCUCCGGGAGGGGGUGGGGGUGAGGGAAACAGGAGAAUGUGAUGGGAAAAUCCGAGAUGGAGCCAGCCUGGGCCAGAAACACUGGGAGCUGUGGGAGACGGAGAGGGGCAGGGUGGGAUCACAGGGAGCAGGAGCGGGGAAUUGGAGGUGAAUCUGGCCCUCCCAAACUUCCAGUCCAUUCUGCUCCCAGGGGAACCGGGAAACUGCGGGGGAACUGGAAGGGAGCUCCCAGAACAAGGAUCCAGAAGAUUGGCAUCUGGGGCCUGGGAUUUAGGUUUCUAAAUCGUGGGCCAUGGGGCAGCCUUAUCUCUGCAAAAGCAUUGAGGGUAGAAGUCAAUGAUUUGGGAAGUUAUUGAAUUAGGGGAUCUCGGAGGUAGGCUGUCAGUGCCUGAUAGUAUCAGUUAGAAUGCCUGACUUGGGGUGACAAUGGCUUGGAGGGGUGGGUGAGUCAAGGGUCAAAUGAGUGCCCGUGAGUCAUGAUGCCUGCCUUGUACAAUUGAUAACUGAACAUCGGUGAGUUAGGGCCCCAGCAGUUGUAAUUAGCACCCCGGGUGUCAGCCAGAAACCAACAAACAGCCAAAUCCCUGCAGCCCCGCCCAGCCUAUCCACCGGCGGGGGACCGAUUAACCAUUAACCCCCACCCCUCCCCGGCAGAGCCUCCACCCCUUCACAGAGGCUAGGCCAAGACUCCCAGCAGAUCUUCCCAGAGGACGGUUUGAAAGGAAGGCAGAGAGGGCACUGGGAGGAGGCAGUGGGAGGGCGGAGGGCGGGGGCCUUCGGGGUGGGCGCCCAGGGUAGGGCAGGUGGCCGCGGCGUGGAGGCAGGGAGAAUGCGACUCUCCAAAACCCUCGUCGACAUGGACAUGGCCGACUACAGUGCUGCACUGGACCCAGCCUACACCACCCUGGAAUUUGAGAAUGUGCAGGUGUUGACGAUGGGCAAUGACACGUCCCCAUCAGAAGGCACCAACCUCAACGCGCCCAACAGCCUGGGUGUCAGCGCCCUGUGUGCCAUCUGCGGGGACCGGGCCACGGGCAAACACUACGGUGCCUCGAGCUGUGACGGCUGCAAGGGCUUCUUCCGGAGGAGCGUGCGGAAGAACCACAUGUACUCCUGCAGAUUUAGCCGGCAGUGCGUGGUGGACAAAGACAAGAGGAACCAGUGCCGCUACUGCAGGCUCAAGAAAUGCUUCCGGGCUGGCAUGAAGAAGGAAGCCGUCCAGAAUGAGCGGGACCGGAUCAGCACUCGAAGGUCAAGCUAUGAGGACAGCAGCCUGCCCUCCAUCAAUGCGCUCCUGCAGGCGGAGGUCCUGUCCCGACAGAUCACCUCCCCCGUCUCCGGGAUCAACGGCGACAUUCGGGCGAAGAAGAUUGCCAGCAUCGCAGAUGUGUGUGAGUCCAUGAAGGAGCAGCUGCUGGUUCUCGUUGAGUGGGCCAAGUACAUCCCAGCUUUCUGCGAGCUCCCCCUGGACGACCAGGUGGCCCUGCUCAGAGCCCAUGCUGGCGAGCACCUGCUGCUCGGAGCCACCAAGAGAUCCAUGGUGUUCAAGGACGUGCUGCUCCUAGGCAAUGACUACAUUGUCCCUCGGCACUGCCCGGAGCUGGCGGAGAUGAGCCGGGUGUCCAUACGCAUCCUUGACGAGCUGGUGCUGCCCUUCCAGGAGCUGCAGAUCGAUGACAAUGAGUAUGCCUACCUCAAAGCCAUCAUCUUCUUUGACCCAGAUGCCAAGGGGCUGAGCGAUCCAGGGAAGAUCAAGCGGCUGCGUUCCCAGGUGCAGGUGAGCUUGGAGGACUACAUCAACGACCGCCAGUAUGACUCGCGUGGCCGCUUUGGAGAGCUGCUGCUGCUGCUGCCCACCUUGCAGAGCAUCACCUGGCAGAUGAUCGAGCAGAUCCAGUUCAUCAAGCUCUUCGGCAUGGCCAAGAUUGACAACCUGUUGCAGGAGAUGCUGCUGGGAGGGUCCCCCAGCGAUGCACCCCAUGCCCACCACCCCCUGCACCCUCACCUGAUGCAGGAACAUAUGGGAACCAACGUCAUCGUUGCCAACACAAUGCCCACUCACCUCAGCAACGGACAGAUGUCCACCCCUGAGACCCCACAGCCCUCACCGCCAGGUGGCUCAGGGUCUGAGCCCUAUAAGCUCCUGCCGGGAGCCGUCGCCACAAUCGUCAAGCCCCUCUCUGCCAUCCCCCAGCCGACCAUCACCAAGCAGGAAGUUAUCUAGCAAGCCGCUGGGGCUUGGGGGCUCCACUGGCUCCCCCCAGCCCCCUAAGAGAGCACCUGGUGAUCACGUGGUCACGGCAAAGGAAGACGUGAUGCCAGGACCAGUCCCAGAGCAGGAAUGGGAAGGAUGAAGGGCCCGAGAACAUGGCCUAAGGGCCACAUCCCACUGCCACCCUUGACGCCCUGCUCUGGAUAACAAGACUUUGACUUGGGGAGACCUCUACUGCCUUGGACAACUUUUCUCAUGUUGAAGCCACUGCCUUCACCUUCACCUUCAUCCAUGUCCAACCCCCGACUUCAUCCCAAAGGACAGCCGCCUGGAGAUGACUUGAGGCCUUACUUAAACCCAGCUCCCUUCUUCCCUAGCCUGGUGCUUCUCCUCUCCUAGCCCCUGUCAUGGUGUCCAGACAGAGCCCUGUGAGGCUGGGUCCAAUUGUGGCACUUGGGGCACCUUGCUCCUCCUUCUGCUGCUGCCCCCACCUCUGCUGCCUCCCUCUGCUGUCACCUUGCUCAGCCAUCCCGUCUUCUCCAACACCACCUCUCCAGAGGCCAAGGAGGCCUUGGAAACGAUUCCCCCAGUCAUUCUGGGAACAUGUUGUAAGCACUGACUGGGACCAGGCACCAGGCAGGGUCUAGAAGGCUGUGGUGAGGGAAGACGCCUUUCUCCUCCAACCCAACCUCAUCCUCCUUCUUCAGGGACUUGGGUGGGUACUUGGGUGAGGAUCCCUGAAGGCCUUCAACCCGAGAAAACAAACCCAGGUUGGCGACUGCAACAGGAACUUGGAGUGGAGAGGAAAAGCAUCAGAAAGAGGCAGACCAUCCACCAGGCCUUUGAGAAAGGGUAGAAUUCUGGCUGGUAGAGCAGGUGAGAUGGGACAUUCCAAAGAACAGCCUGAGCCAAGGCCUAGUGGUAGUAAGAAUCUAGCAAGAAUUGAGGAAGAAUGGUGUGGGAGAGGGAUGAUGAAGAGAGAGAGGGCCUGCUGGAGAGCAUAGGGUCUGGAACACCAGGCUGAGGUCCUGAUCAGCUUCAAGGAGUAUGCAGGGAGCUGGGCUUCCAGAAAAUGAACACAGCAGUUCUGCAGAGGACGGGAGGCUGGAAGCUGGGAGGUCAGGUGGGGUGGAUGAUAUAAUGCGGGUGAGAGUAAUGAGGCUUGGGGCUGGAGAGGACAAGAUGGGUAAACCCUCACAUCAGAGUGACAUCCAGGAGGAAUAAGCUCCCAGGGCCUGUCUCAAGCUCUUCCUUACUCCCAGGCACUGUCUUAAGGCAUCUGACAUGCAUCAUCUCAUUUAAUCCUCCCUUCCUCCCUAUUAACCUAGAGAUUGUUUUUGUUUUUUAUUCUCCUCCUCCCUCCCCGCCCUCACCCGCCCCACUCCCUCCUAACCUAGAGAUUGUUACAGAAGCUGAAAUUGCGUUCUAAGAGGUGAAGUGAUUUUUUUUCUGAAACUCACACAACUAGGAAGUGGCUGAGUCAGGACUUGAACCCAGGUCUCCCUGGAUCAGAACAGGAGCUCUUAACUACAGUGGCUGAAUAGCUUCUCCAAAGGCUCCCUGUGUUCUCACCGUGAUCAAGUUGAGGGGCUUCCGGCUCCCUUCUACAGCCUCAGAAACCAGACUCGUUCUUCUGGGAACCCUGCCCACUCCCAGGACCAAGAUUGGCCUGAGGCUGCACUAAAAUUCACUUAGGGUCGAGCAUCCUGUUUGCUGAUAAAUAUUAAGGAGAAUUCAUGACUCUUGACAGCUUUUCUCUCUUCACUCCCCAAGUCAAGGGGAGGGGUGGCAGGGGUCUGUUUCCUGGAAGUCAGGCUCAUCUGGCCUGUUGGCAUGGGGGUGGGACAGUGUGCACAGUGUGGGGGCAGGGGAGGGCUAAGCAGGCCUGGGUUUGAGGGCUGCUCCGGAGACCGUCACUCCAGGUGCAUUCUGGAAGCAUUAGACCCCAGGAUGGAGCGACCAGCAUGUCAUCCAUGUGGAAUCUUGGUGGCUUUGAGGACAUUCUGGAAAAUGCCACUGACCAGUGUGAACAAAAGGGAUGUGUUAUGGGGCUGGAGGUGUGAUUAGGUAGGAGGGAAACUGUUGGACCGACUCCUGCCCCCUGCUCAACACUGACCCCUCUGAGUGGUUGGAGGCAGUGCCCCAGUGCCCAGAAAUCCCACCAUUAGUGAUUGUUUUUUAUGAGAAAGAGGCGUGGAGAAGUAUUGGGGCAAUGUGUCAGGGAGGAAUCACCACAUCCCUACGGCAGUCCCAGCCAAGCCCCCAAUCCCAGCGGAGACUGUGCCCUGCUCAGAGCUCCCAAGCCUUCCCCCACCACCUCACUCAAGUGCCCCUGAAAUCCCUGCCAGACGGCUCAGCCUGGUCUGCGGUAAGGCAGGGAGGCUGGAACCAUUUCUGGGCAUUGUGGUCAUUCCCACUGUGUUCCUCCACCUCCUCCCUCCAGCGUUGCUCAGACCUCUGUCUUGGGAGAAAGGUUGAGAUAAGAAUGUCCCAUGGAGUGCCGUGGGCAACAGUGGCCCUUCAUGGGAACAAUCUGUUGGAGCAGGGGGUCAGUUCUCUGCUGGGAAUCUACCCCUUUCUGGAGGAGAAACCCAUUCCACCUUAAUAACUUUAUUGUAAUGUGAGAAACACAAAACAAAGUUUACUUUUUUGACUCUAAGCUGACAUGAUAUUAGAAAAUCUCUCGCUCUCUUUUUUUUUUUUUUUUUUUUUUUUGGCUACUUGAGUUGUGGUCCUAAAACAUAAAAUCUGAUGGACAAACAGAGGGUUGCUGGGGGGACAAGCGUGGGCACAAUUUCCCCACCAAGACACCCUGAUCUUCAGGCGGGUCUCAGGAGCUUCUAAAAAUCCGCAUGGCUCUCCUGAGAGUGGACAGAGGAGAGGAGAGGGUCAGAAAUGAACGCUCUUCUAUUUCUUGUCAUUACCAAGCCAAUUACUUUUGCCAAAUUUUUCUGUGAUCUGCCCUGAUUAAGAUGAAUUGUGAAAUUUACAUCAAGCAAUUAUCAAAGCGGGCUGGGUCCCAUCAGAACGACCCACAUCUUUCUGUGGGUGUGAAUGUCAUUAGGUCUUGCGCUGACCCCUGAGCCCCCAUCACUGCCGCCUGAUGGGGCAAAGAAACAAAAAACAUUUCUUACUCUUCUGUGUUUUAACAAAAGUUUAUAAAACAAAAUAAAUGGCGCAUAUGUUUUCUAAGUCCUUGGAUAAGUAUCUUUUCUUUCAGGUAUCAGAAAUAAGACUGAAUCUUCUGGUUCUACUUGGGGGUUAAAAAAUUUUUUUUAAAGGAAGAAUGAGAAUAGUUUUAUAGUUCUUUGUGAUGUGCAGAAUGUUUUUGUGUCCAUUAUAAUUUUUCAGUCUUCACAUCAAGAGGUAAGCAGUUAGACAUGAUUACUCCCACUUUCCAGAUGAGGAGACUGAGGCUUGGGGGAAGUGACUUCUCUUGGAAGGCAGAGGUGGACAUCUAACCCUGGUCUCUUGAUUCCAAGUACUUAGUAUAUCGAGAGAGUGAAAGUUGAUCCCCCUUCUUGAAGAGGGGAGUGAUGAGGGGAGAGUGCAAUGGCAAGAUCUGGAAGAAUGGCAAGAGGGUCCAAGGGUCUGUCAUCCUCCACCAAGGUUCAAGACAGAACCUUUUGCUGGGUCACCUCAAUCUGCCAGCAAUGGAAGAUGAGUAGCUGUGGGGACAUUUCAUAAAAGCAAGUGGUUUUUUUGUUUUGUUUUGUUUUGUUUUUUGUUUUUUUUUCUAGAACAAGGCUGUGCACAGUGGCUCACCUCUGUAAUCCCAGCACUUUGGGAGGCUGAGGCGGGAGGAUCACUUGAGCUCAGGAGUUCGAGACCAGCCAGAGCAAUAUAAGGAGACCCCAUCUCUACAAAAAAUUUAAAAAUUAGCCAGGUAUAGUGGUGUGUGCCUAUAGUACCAGCUACUCUGAAGGCUGAGGUGGGAAGAUUGCUUCAGCCCAGGAGUUCGAGGAUGCAGUGAGCUAUGAAUGCAACACUGCACUACAGCCUGGAUGAAAGAACAAGACUCUGUCUCAAAACAUAAAUAAUAAGUAAAAAGAAUAAAAGCAAGAGAUGCACUUGAGAAUCUCCAGCCAGAUCUGUAGCCACUGGGCUUCUCUCCAAGGCUAAACUAUUACAGGAGGGUGGCCUUGUGUCUCGGUCACCACAGACCACAGCGUUCCAUUCACUCGGGGUUGUGCUGGAGCUGGCUUGUGAGAACUGACUGUUAGCUUCUCUUCCCAACUCCAUGUUUGCCAGUGCCACACUGAUAGCUUGAAAUUGGUUAUUGCCGGAGUGUUUACACCACAAGGACUAGCAAACUCUACAAAUCCGGGCUUUUGUUCCUGGAGAGCCCGUUGUUAACAUUCACCAGCACACCACAGCAUUCGGCAAUGGCUGGACCAUGGGAUGCCUACAUAUGGGGACAUCCUCCUUGGGGAUGAGGGUAGAGCAGGGCGAUCCUUUCACCUCUUCCUUAAGGGAGGGGACAAAAGUUCUGGUCUGGGAAGCACACGUUUUGCUGAUCAGCGUAACCUUGGGCAGGUCACUCCACCACUCCGAGCCUCAUCUGUAAAGUGGGAAUGAUAUCUCCCUCCAGGGCAGAUGUCAGGAUUCAAUGGAAUGAGAUCACAGUAACUGUGAGAGCUCCCGUUACAUGAGGAGUACAAGUGAACUCUUCAUGCGCCCCUUUUUAGCGAGAAGUUAACCAUUAAACUCUCCAGGCUUCAGAGCACCCAUUCGCUGUCUACCUGAUCCCUAGGGCCGCUCCCGCCUUCCCCUGUGCCUUCCCUCCACUAGUCAGCACCAGGAAAUGUUUUCGAUAACGUUGCAACGGAGGCCUUGUUCAUGCUGCCGCCAUCGGGGACAAGCGCGGGGGGGGGGGGGUGGAGGCCAGAGGAGACUAUUUCAGUCCUAAAUUGUGCUUAAUAAACCCAUAUCAAAACCAUAAA
Homo sapiens (human) is the source of this 7974-nucleotide messenger RNA. It is a transcript of the gene HNF4A, whose product is annotated as hepatocyte nuclear factor 4 alpha. The coding region runs from base 1649 to 3043 and encodes 464 amino acids. Gene Ontology annotation, molecular function: RNA polymerase II-specific DNA-binding transcription factor binding; sequence-specific DNA binding; DNA-binding transcription factor activity. Gene Ontology annotation, biological process: positive regulation of DNA-templated transcription; regulation of insulin secretion; phospholipid homeostasis. Gene Ontology annotation, cellular component: nucleus. The record is from RefSeq and is a predicted model, not a curated record. The transcript is spliced from 11 exons. Lineage: Eukaryota; Metazoa; Chordata; Mammalia; Primates; Hominidae.